AAUGAAGAAAACAGAGAAAGAAAGGAAAGAACAAAAAAAACAUCAAAGAAAUAUAAGAAGAAGAAGAAGAAGAAAAUUGCAAAGCAAAUUCAAGAGAUUAUUAUGAAAAGCAAAACCCAAAUGGGAGAAGUGAUAAUAUAUGUUGAUGAUUAUGAAUUCUUCUCUACUUCAACGUAUUUAUGUAGAAUUUGCCAUGAUGAAGAAUUUGAAAGCUGUAAAAAUUUAGAAGCUCCAUGUGCAUGUUCUGGAACUGUCAAGUAUGCGCACAGGGAUUGUAUUCAAAGAUGGUGCAAUGAAAAAGGGAACACAAUCUGUGAAAUUUGUUUACAGAAUUUUGAACCUGGAUACACGGCUCCACCUCCUAAGAAGAAGGCCCACUUGGUUGACAGUACAGCUGCAAUUAUUAGAGGAAAUGUAGAAGCAAAUAUAGAAAAUGGAAGGGAAAGAGUGGAGUCAGAUUCAGAAGAAGGAAUAGAAAUGUUGGUGAGAAGUCAGUAUUUUGAAUGCUCACAAGCAGCGGAUAGAAGCGCCUCUUGUUGUCGAACUAUUGCUCUCAUCUUCACAAUUCUGCUUAUGAUGAGACAUACGUUAGAGGUGCUCAAUGGAGGAGCCAGGAAUUACCCCUUUACACUUCCAACACUGCUAAUUAUAAGAUCCACUGGAAUACUCUUGCCCAUGUACAUUAUACUCCUGUUAAUCACAAGGAUUCAGAUUAUCAUUAGACAUCAGUAUUUGGAUUCAGAAGACAGACUAUCCAACUCUGACCAAGACAACUAGUACAAGUGUCCAAUUGCAUAUUCUUUUCAUUAACAGUGUAAUUUGUAUUUCUAAGCAUCAUCCUGAUGCUUAUCUAAUUGGUUUUUCCCCAUACACGUGGGGUAAUUAAAGUUUCAGGACAGAUUCCUUGGCAGUUACAUCAUUAUUAAUACAAUUACAUUGCUUCUUUUAACAAACAA
Molecule: messenger RNA, 956 nt
Organism: Lycium barbarum (goji berry)
Lineage: Eukaryota; Viridiplantae; Streptophyta; Magnoliopsida; Solanales; Solanaceae
Exons: 7
Coding region: 103-777 (224 amino acids)
Biological process (GO): protein ubiquitination
Cellular component (GO): membrane
Molecular function (GO): zinc ion binding; ubiquitin-protein transferase activity
Source: RefSeq, a predicted model, not a curated record